UUCUGAACGGAUCGAACCGCGCGCAGUUCCGUUGAUUUUUUUCGUUUUCCAAUAAUCCACGAACACGAAGUUCUGUGAGAUGGUAACAGUUCGAAACGAUAUCGAGAGUACGAUCAGUAUUGAACUGAAAACAAGAAAGGACAUCAAUGUGAGUCAGUCCAGUAGUGGAGCGAAGCUCCCGAGGCCACGCCGUUCCUAUCGAUGUGUGACCCUUGUUGGGCUGGCUGUUCUACUGCUUCUGGUAGUCGGGGUAGGAAGCGUUCUGUUUUAUGAACACAUUUUGAGCCUCAUUACGGUGGAAAACAGAGAUGGAACUCCCAGUCCGAGGGUACCGCUGACCGGUGCAACUAGUCCCGUUCCUUUCGCCAUCGAUGGCGUUAAGCUCGGCGGUGAACCUAUCGGUCCCGUGCUGAUUGAUCCAUACGAGACUGAUGGCGCGGGAUCGACUACAUCUACUCAACCGACGACUGAGGCUGGGACAAUGAUUUACAUCGAUCUUGAUGAAUCCACGGAGCGUAGACCGCCGAUCAUUUACGAGGACGUGGACAGUAGUGAGGAAAGUAGUGGCGAUAGUAGUGGCGAUGGCAGCGGAGAUUAUUAAGGAGAUUGGCAACGGUUGCAAUUGGAUGAAUCUUACUGAAGAGUUGAGAGCUGAUGAACGAGUCGCGUGCAGUUUGGACACUACAGCUUUUGUGUGAUAAGACUAGAAUGAAUCUUGCGAAUGUUUUCAUAACACUGCUUGUAAAUAAGAUGGAACGAGGCUGGUGAAUGUAAACAAUGUAGGUUAAGUGUUAUUACAUUUAAUUUGUGUGACUUUUGAGCUCGUGUUGAUUAAAGCAUUCCCGACGCUA
This is a messenger RNA of Topomyia yanbarensis, 851 nucleotides long. RefSeq lists its product as uncharacterized. The record is from RefSeq and is a predicted model, not a curated record. Bases 80 to 601 code for a protein of 173 amino acids. The transcript has a single exon. Lineage: Eukaryota; Metazoa; Arthropoda; Insecta; Diptera; Culicidae.